This is a messenger RNA of Folsomia candida, 978 nucleotides long. Its product is annotated as sodium-dependent glucose transporter 1. Lineage: Eukaryota; Metazoa; Arthropoda; Collembola; Entomobryomorpha; Isotomidae. The record is from RefSeq and is a predicted model, not a curated record. The transcript has 2 exons. Bases 1 to 978 code for a protein of 325 amino acids.
AUGGGAAUUGGAAUUGCGAGUUAUCCGUUAGCGCCAUCACUGCCGGUCUUUUUUGGUAUAGCGGUCGUCGCGGGAUUUUCGGCGGGAGGCUACGACACGGCCCAAAUCGUGUGGAUAAUCGAACUCUGGUCGGGCGAAGCGGCACCGUACAUUCAAGUUCAACACUUUAGCUACGCGUUAGGCACUUUUGUAUCGCCGAUGAUAAUCAGGCCGUAUCUAGCAGAGGAAAAAGUUAUCAUGGCUGGAGUGACGAAUUCGACCACGGACGAAAUACUGGAGCCGGAAGACGCACAACCACCCGAUCCGAAAACGGGACAACGCUUUUCCCACAAGAUAAAACUCAUUGUACUUUCCUCCAUAAUUUUGGGAGCAUAUUGCGGAAUGGAGGUUUAUACGAUUCAAUUUAUCCCAACCUUCAUGCAUUUCAUCCCCUUGAAACUGGCGCCAUCCGACGGGGCCCGCAUUCUGACCGGACUAACGGCGGCAUUCAUGAUAGGACGGGGUCUCGGCGUAUUUCUAGUGCUCAGGAUUCGGCCCGAAUUUAUCAUUGUUGGGAAUUUCGUAGUAAUACUGACGGGAAACGUGGUUCUCAACGUGAUUGGUGGUACUUCGUAUGAAAUGUUGUGGGGAGGUGCGGUCCUGCUCGGGGUCGGAUUUUCCGUCGUGUUUCCAUCUUUCUACGGAUUUUUAGAGAAACAUUUGCACGUGACGAAUGUCGUGGGGGCGGUUAUAACUUCGAGCAGUGGGUUAAUUUUUGGCCUUUAUCCGGCAAUAAUUGGAACGUGGAUUGAGCAGAAUCCGUACAUCUUGAUGUAUACGAAUUAUGGUAGUUUAAUCAUUUGUUCAAUAGCCUUUGGGGCGAUGAAUUGGAUUGUUUCCGGUGUACGAGAGGGGAAUAAAGGAGUGAAUGGGUAUGUUGGUGGUAAGGAGGAAUUGAGUGGAGGAGGUGGGAUUGAGCUAGAAAAUAAAGGAAAUUAA